AUGUCAAAACAAAGAAGAGAUUAUUAUGAAGUUCUUGGAGUUGAUUCAACUGCUACAGAUGAAGAAAUUAAAAAGGCAUACAGAAAAUUAGCACUAAAAUUACAUCCAGAUAAAUUAGUUGAUGUUGAUCCUGAAGAAGCACAAAAAAAUUUUCAAGAAUUAGUUGCUGCAUAUGGAGUAUUAAAAGAUCCUAAUGAACGACAAUGGUAUGACCAACAUCGUGAUUUGAUAUUAGCUGGAUUAAACAGAGCAGAUGAAACAGUAAUUAAUUUGUAUGAAUAUUUCAAUAGUGAUUGCUUUGAUGAAUAUAAUGAAAAUGAAAAUGGGUUUUAUACAAUUUAUAAUAAUUUAUUUAAUUCAAUUCUUGAAGAGGAAGGAGGAGGGAAAAAAUUAAUGUCAUUUGGAACAAGUAAAAGCACAAUUGAAGAAGUCAAAAGAUUUUAUGAAGAAUGGACUCAUUUUAAAUGUCAAUUAGAAUUUUGGAAUAAAAUGCCAAAUGAACUUUCUGAAGCACCUAAUAGAACAGUUAGAAGAAUGUGGGAAAAAGAAAAUCAAAAAAUCAAAGAAAAACUCCGUUUAGAACGAACACAAAAUAUAAGACAACUUGUUAAUUUUGUUCAACGAAUGGAUCCAAGAUGGGAAUUAGUUAAAGCUGAAUUAAUAAGAAAAAAAGAAGAACGUGAAAAACAAAUUGAAUUAAAAGAUGCAGAACGUAAAAGAAGAGAAGAAGAAAUGAAAAGAAAACAAGAAUUAAUUGGAGAACAAUUUGAAAUUUCACAAGAAGAAGUUGAUGAGAUUGAACGUAUUUCAAGGUAUUAUUCAGGAAAUAAUACUGAAAUUGGUCAAAAUAAAAAAGAUAUACAAGAUGAUCAAAUAGAAGAAGAAAUUACUGAAUGGUGUUGUAUAGUUUGUGAAAAAAGCUUUAAAAGUGAAAAUCAAUUAAAAAGUCAUGAAAAUAGUAAAAAACAUAAAAUGGCAGUUAAAUUAUUAAAGAAACAAAUGCAACAAUUUAAUUAA
This is a messenger RNA of Entamoeba dispar SAW760, 1017 nucleotides long. RefSeq lists its product as uncharacterized. Gene Ontology annotation, molecular function: nucleic acid binding; zinc ion binding. Bases 1 to 1017 code for a protein of 338 amino acids. NCBI's taxonomy places the organism in Eukaryota, Evosea, Mastigamoebida, Endamoebidae. The record is from RefSeq and is a predicted model, not a curated record. The transcript has a single exon. Gene Ontology annotation, cellular component: cytoplasm.